AAUAAAAUCGGCGUAAACCGGACGGCUUAUGACGCACCGGUGUGUAUUGGUCAUUGGUGACGCUUCACAUUACGUCUACGUUUGUAUUAGUGUGAUACUUUUUACCUCAUUUUGAUUGGUUUAGCUAGCAUCCGUUCAUAUAUGCUAUUUGCUGAUAUGUAGUCGAGUAUCAGUCAAAAUUGGAGUAUCAGUGGCCUGAAAAUGGGAAAUUUUAAUUUGUUAAUUUAACUUUGAUGUUAGAAACCGCCCAGUAAAGAACUAUGAAAUUCUUGAUUGACAAAGGUUUAUAAACUGUGAAAUCUUGAGUAGAUGAUUUGCAAAUGGAUGGCGAGAAAAGAAAUGCUUACUUGCUCAAACUACAAAUUCAUAAGAACACCAUAGUUGCUCACGCUGGAAUAGGGUCUAUGACCAUCAAACAUCUCGUCGCUGCAGUACCGCAAUGCAUAUCCGAUUUGAAAUAGUUGGAAAUCAUAAACGUUGAAAAUUAGUAAAUAUUGGAUUUUAAAAAUUGUAAAUGCUUGGGCUGUCUACUACUCGCCAUAAUUCACAAGUGAUAGUUUUGACCUUACAAAAUUACUACGUUCGUUUCACAAUGUAAGAUUUCUAUCUUUGCUUACAUUCAUAUAAAUACUAAUGGAUCUAGACGUAUUUACAAACAAUGUGCAUUGACCAAUAGAUUGGAUGUAAGCAUACCUAAAACGUCGAAAAGGAGGGAAUAGUUAUUAAGAGAAUAAUGGUGGGCUUUACAAUUUCAGUUCAGCAAACGUUAUGUGUCAAAAAUAAUCUUAUUACAUUUGCAGGUAAGGAUACUAGCGCUAGAUUUUCUACUACUGCUUUAUCAGGACAAAAACUGAAGUAUUCAGUUGGCAACAGUAUGGUGUUGCCUUCAUCAAAUACCACGGCUACUUCUUCUAUGGCUUACCCUGUUUCUCUUAGCAGCCUCCACCACCACCCCAACAACCACCAUGCUUGUUUUCCUCCCUCAAAACCAAACCAAGACAAUACUCAUAAACCUAUUGAAUCCCCUAGAAUUUCAAGACGAUCUCUCAUCUUCCUCCCUGUCCCUUCUCUUCUCUAUGCUUCAUCCUCCUCUGCCCUUGAUGAUGCAAACAUUCCAUCCACUUCCGCCAUUGAUACCACCAUCACAGAUCGGAUCUUCAUGGACUUCAGUGUCUGUCCUAGCUACUUUCGCUCUGACCGCACUUUAGGAGCUGAGCUUGCUACAUGUCCUGAUUCUGAACCUCUUGGUCGUGUAAUUUUUGGUUUGUAUGGUCGGCUCCUCCCCCUCACUACUACCAACUUCAAAGCUACUUGCACUUCUUCUGCAUACCGGGGAACACUUGUCCACAAGCUCCUCCAGGGCCAGUUCUUCGUUGCUGGCCGACAAGGUCCUCGUCGUGACAAGGGCGAGGUCCAACCUCCCACUGGCCUUGUGAGAAAUGCUGAAACUGUUGACCCUAAAGCAUUUGAACUAAGGCACACAAGACCUGGCACUCUCUCGUUGUGCCUUGGACAGAAUGAUGACGAUGAUGACAUCAAGCUCAAUCCUAAUUAUCACAAUGUUGAAUUCUUGGUUACUACUGGACCAGGGCCCUGCCCAGAGCUUGAUGGACAGAACAUUGUCUUUGGAACUGUAUUGGAAGGAAUGGAUGUUAUAACGAGCAUUGCAACCAUCCCUACCUAUAAACCAGCUGAAAGGAUCCGCUUCUUCAACGAUUUUGCCCAGCUGAUUGGCGAUGAAAGAGCUCAAACUGCUCGAGCUCUGUGGGAUCGCCCGCUAAAAACCGUCUACAUCAGUGACUGUGGAGAGCUGAAAGUGACCAAACCAUCACUUUCCCCUCCUAGUCUGCCAUAGAGGGGCAAUUUUGUGUACCUUCACUGAUUCUUCUCCCAUUCGUCACUGUAUAUAUGCCAUCAUUAACUGUCAUCUUCUGUGUUUCUGGCCCAAAGUGUGCGUACGUCGAGCCUCUGAUUCAUCGAAGUAAAUAUAGUGCUGUGCAAUUCUUCACCUGUGUCAGCUUUCAUCUUGGGCACCCGUUGAAACUGUAAUGCUAAUGAUUAGUUUCACCGAGUAU
This is a messenger RNA of Oryza brachyantha (malo sina), 2075 nucleotides long. Its product is annotated as peptidyl-prolyl cis-trans isomerase CYP28, chloroplastic. The record is from RefSeq and is a predicted model, not a curated record. Gene Ontology annotation, cellular component: chloroplast. The transcript has 2 exons. Bases 734 to 1855 code for a protein of 373 amino acids. Gene Ontology annotation, molecular function: peptidyl-prolyl cis-trans isomerase activity. NCBI's taxonomy places the organism in Eukaryota, Viridiplantae, Streptophyta, Magnoliopsida, Poales, Poaceae. Gene Ontology annotation, biological process: protein peptidyl-prolyl isomerization.